AUGUUGCCUCGGCGCCUGGACUGUUUCCUUGACUGGUUGCCCGCGUCUGCCGCCUGUCACAGCCUGUCACGGUGUGUCCCUGCUGUGCCCACCAUCACGCUUGCUCCCGGGGCUGCCUCCGGCCAAGCCACGCUGUUCUCUUCUCAAUCAGUGGAUUACAACCCGGUUACUGGCCGGCCUGCACCCCGGAGCAGCCAGUCAGCUAUGCGGCUACUGUUCGUGGCUUUCCUGCUGGCCUCUCUGCGGCUCCUGUCAACACCGGCUCCGUCCAUGACGCUUCGUUACACGUCCUCACAGCUCAUCAGACUCAACCACCGCGUACCUCCUUCACUGGACAUCACCUCAACUCUGCAACAACACUGUCUUGUCCGCCGUCGCCCCUACAUCCACCGAGGGUCCCAUCCAUGCGCAGCUCACACCGGCUUGGUUCCAACAACAUCCGCAUACGUCAUCCGAGCACUCAUCACGUGA
Molecule: messenger RNA, 471 nt
Organism: Knipowitschia caucasica
Lineage: Eukaryota; Metazoa; Chordata; Actinopteri; Gobiiformes; Gobiidae
Source: the annotation of a GenBank genome assembly